This is a messenger RNA of Astrephomene gubernaculifera, 1585 nucleotides long. The record is from the annotation of a GenBank genome assembly. NCBI's taxonomy places the organism in Eukaryota, Viridiplantae, Chlorophyta, Chlorophyceae, Chlamydomonadales, Astrephomenaceae.
GGGUGUUCCGGGUAGGCUGUUAGCAGGUCACCCCAGGGCAGGGGGUUUUGGUGCCUUGCCUUUGAUUGAGCAUAUUCGGGCCCGUUUUGCUUGUUGGGGUGCCCGUUUAGUUUGUUCCGCCGUGAUGCCAAGGGAUUCCUUACAUCCCUGGCAGCGUGCUUUGCUUCUGUACCUUCGAAGGUUGCAUCCGGCUUUUGGUCCCCUAUCAUUGUUGACAGCGUCCAGGAGGGGGCCUUGGUUGGGUGUGGAUGGUUUGCCUGAGGAUAUUCGUCGGGUUGUGACUUCUAUGGCAAUUUUACCGCCAGUUACUGACAUUGGGUCGGAGCCUUUGGUACCGGGUAGCUGGUGUUGGGGUGUUCCGUUGUGGGGUAACCCUUUCUUGCCGGUUGGGCUGCCGGGCCUACCUGGUGUGUUGGGUUUGGAACACCACUAUCCGGUGCUCGUUCAUUGCCAUGCCCUGAGUUCAUUGGGUAUGUGUGUGGCUGCCCUGGCUCAACUUCGUUGUUUUGAGGACACGUGGGAUUCAGCGUUGUUGAACGGUGUGUCGGGGGUUGCUGAGGGCAGGGUGAUGGAGAGGUGCUGGUCCGCUCUUGUACGUCGGUUUUUGGACCCGGCGUCCCCGGAUGCCUGUGCUCUUUGUUCGUUGCCUAGGUGUCGUGAUCUUUUGACGUCUCUUGAGUCGUUGUUGGGUGCGGUGCCUGUGGCUUGGGUGGAGGCUGCUGAGGCUUUUCUUGUUGAUGCCUUGCCGCCCCAACCUCUGCCGGCUUCUGAGGUUGAUGCUUGGCAGGUUUUGGUUCCACGUUUGGGGUGGCAGUUGCCUCAUGUUGGCGCCGUUCCUUUGAGGAAUCUGUCGGUUCGGAUGGCUACCGUUCUUCAGCUUGGGGGUGUGUUUGAGGAACGUGCUGUGUUGCAUGCGGCUUUUAUUCGGGAGGCCCUGGGGUUACCUGCUACCCAGCAGCUUCCUGAGGGUGUCUUGGAUGGCCUUCGUGAUUCUUUCCAGCGUCUUUGGUCGAUUCGUUGGGAGAAUGGUUUCAAGGAAGCGUUUUGGCGUCUUUCUAUUGAUGGGGUUCCCUUGCUGGGGAAUUCUCAUAUGUCUAGGGCUCGUCCGGAAUGUUGUGGUUGUGGGUCCGUUGUCUUGGGGGUGUCUCCGCGGUUGCAUUUUUUCUGGGCUUGUCCUGUUGCUCGUGCUGUGGUUGAGCAGCUUGAGGUCACGCUGGGUAUUGCGGUUCCUCGGGCUGCCUUGUGGUUGGCGUUGCCUCCUUCGGGCGUGCAGCAGUGCGUUUGGGAUGUUGUUGUUUUGGCUGCUUUGUCCGCUAUGGAGGAGGGUCGGCGGUUGUUACGGGCUCGUGUACGUGAGUCUGGUUCUGCGGGUGUUGUGCCUGGGCUUGCUGCUGUGGUGGCCCUGUCUGCUGUUUCCUGGUUCUGGGGUCAGCUUCGGGGUUUUGCUUGUUUGGGUGUUCCCCGUCGGGGAUGGGCUGGGGUUGGCCCUUCUCAUCCUUUCUUACGUAUUGUUGGCGGGCGGUUUUCUGUGGGCCGUUGAGCGUCCUGUUUUUUGGCCCUGAUGCCUUUGGGGUGGUGUGUUCGU